This is a messenger RNA of Ostreococcus lucimarinus CCE9901, 663 nucleotides long. RefSeq lists its product with no specific name. Gene Ontology annotation, biological process: vesicle-mediated transport. The transcript has a single exon. Lineage: Eukaryota; Viridiplantae; Chlorophyta; Mamiellophyceae; Mamiellales; Bathycoccaceae. The coding region runs from base 1 to 663 and encodes 220 amino acids. Gene Ontology annotation, cellular component: membrane. The record is from RefSeq and is a predicted model, not a curated record.
AUGCGCGCGAGCGUCGCGCCGGUCGGCGACCGACCUCCCUCGCCGUCGUUCGCCGACGACUGGCGCGCGUUCGCGGACGGCGCGAGCGCGCAGUUUGAGAAUCUGUCGGAUCGCGCGCGCGCGCUCGCGCGGCGGACGAGCCAGGGCGCGCGCGCGACGACGGCGGCGCUGCAGUCGCUCACGCCCGAGCGCGUCGCGUGGUUUCUGGCGCUGAGCGCGACGAGCGCGCUGAUGUACGCGCUGGCGUUCGUCGUGGGCGCGCCGACGCUGGCGAUCGCGCCGGCCAAGUUUGGGCUGUGCGUGUCGGCGGCGAGCGCGAGCGGGGUGUGCGCGACGGGGGCGCUGCGAGGGGCGCAGGCGCAGGUGACGCACAUGCUGAGCGAGGAGCGGGCGGUGACGUCGGUGGUGAUGGUGACGACGGUGGUGAUGACGGUGCGCGCGGCGGCGUAUCGACACGCGUACGCGCAGACGGUGUUUUGGAGCGCGUGUCAGACGUGCGCGGUGGGGUAUUAUCAGGUGAGUUAUUUUCCGUACGGCGCGCAAGGGUUCAGGACGGUGUGCGCGACGGCGUGGCAGAUCGCGCAGCCGGUGAUGGGGGCGUGCGCGCGCGCGAUCGGGUUCGCGGCGUCGAGUCGGGGGGGGGGGGGCGCGCUGCCGGUGUAG